Molecule: messenger RNA, 453 nt
Organism: Rhopalosiphum padi (bird cherry-oat aphid)
Lineage: Eukaryota; Metazoa; Arthropoda; Insecta; Hemiptera; Aphididae
Exons: 3
Coding region: 1-453 (150 amino acids)
Biological process (GO): regulation of transcription by RNA polymerase II
Molecular function (GO): RNA polymerase II cis-regulatory region sequence-specific DNA binding; DNA-binding transcription factor activity
Source: RefSeq, a predicted model, not a curated record
AUGUAUAAAUGUGUAAAAUGUGUAUCUGCGUUUACGCGUAAGGACAAUUUGAUGAGGCACGAGAAAACGCACGAAGGCGUUCGUUUACCGUGCACUAUUUGUACAUCGACGUUCAAGUACAAGUCUCAUCUGAAGAGACAUAUGAAAACCGUCCAUGGUAUGCAUAAUAUAUUAUUUAUUUUAUUAAUUUAUUAUGAUUUUUAUUUUUAUUUAUUUAUUUAUUUUUUUUUUUUCAAGCCGAUGCACACGUACGACCACAAUCAGAUCAUUCCGAACGAAGAUUUUAACGAUGGGUACGAUGAAAUGUGCUGUGAAGUUCUAGAAAAUGUUCAAGAUGCUGGGCUAUGCGAUAUGACAAACAAUGUCCGCGUCCGGGCACCUGGCGAAAAAGAAAUAGCUCCUGGAAUAUUUGUACCUGACAUACCAGCAGGCCUCUCGGCAGUAUGUGAAUAA